AUGUCCAAAUCGAAUAUUACAGCUUUAGUAGCUAUUCCUUCAGCAAUUCAGCUUUUGUUCUGUGUCGUCGUUCUCAGAGUAUUCUAUAAAGUGCGCAGUCUCCGUACAUCAGCCAACUAUCCCAUCAUCAAUUUGAUUGCAUCUGACUUCUUGCGAGGUGUCGUCGGUUUUCUAGCAAUUACCUCCUUUUUCGGAUCAAGGGCGGAAACUAUUUCCGAACUUUCAAGCAUGGAUAUAAUCUUGUGCCGCACGGUAGGGUUUUGCAACAAUGUUCAACUGGCUUGGUCAAGUUGGGCGAUUGCCACAGUGUCGUAUAGUCGUUCUGACGUCAUUGUCAACGUAUUGAGUCCGACAUUCACUAAGAAACGUUUCUGGAUGGUGAGUGUGAUAUCCUGGAUAGGAACCUUAACGACAGCUUUACCUCUGCUGGGGCCCUGGAGUUCGUACGGACAUGUGAGAUCAAAAAGCAAUAAUGGUUACGUUUGUCGUGCAGGUGGUGAUGGCGACGGGCUGCUGCACGCCCUCUAUUUACCAUCAUUCUACUUUAUCAACUUUUUGCUUCCUACUUUUCUUGUCAUUCUCUUCUUCUCUCGUAUUGUGCGAACAGUUCAACAUCAGAAGUUAUUAGAAAGAAGUGGGCGAUCCAACGUCGUCAUGUUAUCCAAUUUUUCCAUGACCGGAGAAAGUGCACAACAGCCAUCGAUGGCCAGGCAACUUAACGUCAUCAUCCGAUCCAAAGCAUUCAUUUACACCGUUGUCAUAAUUAUCACUAACUUGGUCUUUUCGUUUCCAUACGUUGUCGUUCAGGCGUACACGGCUGUCGUUGCAGAGCUCGGAUUAGAUCAUCUACAACUUGAAGACGCUGCAUUUCAAGUCACGACAAUAUUCUUUACACUAAACUUCAAUAUCAACUCUCUUCUCUACAUAUUUUGGAUCAAAACGUUUCAACAGACAGCAGCUGCAAUGUGCCCAUGUCUUCGACGUCGAGUUGGCAAUCAGUGA
Molecule: messenger RNA, 1002 nt
Organism: Corticium candelabrum
Lineage: Eukaryota; Metazoa; Porifera; Homoscleromorpha; Homosclerophorida; Plakinidae
Exons: 1
Coding region: 1-1002 (333 amino acids)
Biological process (GO): G protein-coupled receptor signaling pathway; cellular response to light stimulus; phototransduction
Cellular component (GO): plasma membrane
Molecular function (GO): G protein-coupled photoreceptor activity
Source: RefSeq, a predicted model, not a curated record